Drosophila virilis is the source of this 2449-nucleotide messenger RNA. RefSeq names its product Odorant receptor 2a (gene Or2a). Gene Ontology annotation, cellular component: plasma membrane. Gene Ontology annotation, molecular function: odorant binding; olfactory receptor activity. NCBI's taxonomy places the organism in Eukaryota, Metazoa, Arthropoda, Insecta, Diptera, Drosophilidae. The record is from RefSeq and is a predicted model, not a curated record. Gene Ontology annotation, biological process: detection of chemical stimulus involved in sensory perception of smell; sensory perception of smell.
ACCAGCCAAGUUGAUAAACUUUUCGAAAUAAAAUCCAAAACAGAAAAUAAACAGCGAACUUUUAAUGCAAUUUUGAUUGGGUUGUUUUUGAACGUUUCACUGUCAUUACGAACUUUCGUUUAUAUAAUGGUCUAUAAUGGAGCCCGUAAUUGUCGGACAGUCGGACCGAAGGCUAUAAAUGCCAGUGUGCCGGACGGAAGGACACCAAAAAAGCUGGGAGAACAACGACAAUGGACUACUUGCAGGAAGCGCCGCAGCUAAUCGAAACGGAUGUGGAAAUGGCGAGCAGACGGGAUGGGCAUGGGAAUAGGGUUGGGUAUGAGAUCAGGAUCUGGCAACUGAACACGCACGAUGCUGUGCGGUAUCAUUGGCGCGUCUGGCAGCUGACCGGCCUGAUCCAGCCGGCGGGCAUGUCCCGGCCGUUGUAUCUGGUGCGCGCGAUUCUGAUCAAUGCGCUGGUCACACUGCUAUUUCCGUUGACGCUGCUGGCCAAGCUGUUCUUCACGCACAGCCUGCAGGAGCUGUGCGAGAAUCUGACCAUCACCAUAACGGACAUUGCGGCCAAUUUCAAGUUCAUCAAUGUGUAUCUGGUGCGCCGCCAGCUGUUCGAGAUCCGGCAUCUGCUGCGCCGGCUGGACAGACGGGCGAUCGACGUGCAGCAUCCCGAGGAGCUGGAGGCCCUCCAGCUGGCCGUCAAUAUGGCGCGGAAGAGCUUUCGCAUAUUCGCCGGCAUCUUUGUGCUCGGCACCGCGCUUAGCUGUCUGCGUGUGACAAUCAGCCGGGAGCGUACUCUGCUGUAUCCCGCCUGGUUCGGCAUCGAUUGGCAGCACUCGGAUGCGGCAUAUUUUUGCGUCUGCGGCUAUCAGCUGCUCGGUUUGACUGUCCAGGCACUGCAGGACUGUGCCAACGACUCCUAUCCGCCGGCCUAUCUGUGCAUACUCACGGGCCAUAUGCGCGCCCUGGAGCUGCGCGUCCGCCGUAUUGGCUAUCCGGUGUGGAGUACGCGCUCGGACAGCUACAAUCAACAGCACUAUCGUCGUAUUGCCCACGUGGAGCUGUGCCGCUGCAUCGAUGACUACAUUAACAUUAUCAAACUGCACGCGAUCAUUCAGCAGAUCUUAUCGAUCGCCUGCCUGGCCCAGUUCCUCUGCUCCGCGGCCGUUCAGUGCACCGUGGGCAUGCACUUUCUAUACGUGACGGACUCGAAUGAUCUGUCCGCCAUGGCGUUGUCCAUGGUGUUCUUUAUCGCCGUCACCCUGGAGGUGUUCAUCAUCUGCUAUUUUGGGGAUCGCAUGCGCGGGCAAAGCGAGAAGCUCUGCGAAGCCUUCUAUGCCUGCAACUGGGUGGAGCAGACGCCGCAGUUUAAACGCACCCUGGUAAUCACCCUGAUGACCAGCCAGCAGACAUUCUGCAUCUAUGCCGGCGGCCACAUAGCCGUCACACUGAGGACAUUCCUUCAGGUCGUCAGGUCCACCUGGUCCGUCUUCACACUGCUGCUGAGAGCCAAGUAAGCGAUCAGGAGCUGGCCUGAGGAAGCAACUACCCAACUAAACUCUAAUAAUACCCAGAUCCCUGCAAAGUAAUGCCUUCAGCAGAUUGUAAACAAUUUUUCAAGUUAAAGGUAGACGGACCUUAGGUCCCCCAAAUCCCCCAAAAAACUAAAGAUCCCUACGAGCACAAUUUGGAUCAUUGCAAACAUAAGUAAACAAAUAUAUAUUGUCUAUAUAUUUCUAGAGAACUAUCGCUUAUCGUGUAGAGCUCCGAGAAUUAUCUCUAUACAUAGAGAUAAAGUUAUCUCUAGGAAAAUUAGGAGCCUGGCGUACCUCAAACUUUUAUAGCCCAAUUUAAAAUCAAAAAAUCGUAUGCUUUGACAUCUAGAAAUCCAUAAUCAGAGUUUGAGAUGGAUCUAUAGAUAUAGUACUUAUAUCCGAGAAACGAAAUAUUUCAGUAAGGCCAGGGUUUUGACAUAGGCAAAAAUAUGCGAGUCCCCACAUCCACAGAAAUUCUCAGAUAAAGAUAUACACAGUAUUGUAUUUAUAUAUAUCCCUUGUAAAAUGAAACACCAUCACAGAUCUAUUGCUCUUGACUAUAUGCUCGCAAAUUAGGAUGAUAUUUCCCAAUCGGAUUUUCCAGCUUUACCAGAGCCCAAGAUUUUAAACAUUAUCUUCUAUCCAUUUUCAUCGUUCGUAAGAUGUUAAAUAUAAAUGCAUAAAACUACAUUUAAAACUUCAACUUUCGCUGACAACAUGUUUCACGCGCGUAUUCCGCCAAAGAGGGUGGAUUUUGCGAAAAGUGUGAAACACGUCUGAAAUGAUUUUGCGAGCGAAAACACAAUCUUAGCCGGAACUUACAACACAUAUACUAACUACACUACAACUUUUAGCUAUUUAGCUCUGAUAGUUGAUCGAUCAGAACAGAUAUAUAGAACAUAUAUAUAAAUAUUAUAUAG